AUGAGAUAUUUCGCGAGCAACAGCGGCAAUUUAGCCAGGGAACAUCCCUUGUCGCCUUUGGCGAGGUCUCGUGCUACUGUGCCACCGAAUACAACGUCCUCGGUCGACUGUAUCCACACGCGUAUAGUUACAUCGAGCUUUGCACCGCCUACGCGAGCAUGUAGAUCGUCGGGGAAUGACGAUACUGCCGGUCGGGUUAGAGUUGGCUGGCAUCCGUUAGCCGUGGACCAUACAUACGUAGAUUGGAUCGGACAUUGCACGCCGUCAGCUCAGUUUCUGAACAAGGAAACUGCGUCCACCGCCACUAUACUGUUCAAUAGGAUACGGACUAACGCGACCACCCGUACAUUCGGGCCAUCGAGUUGUAAUGUACAGUACGAAAGGCAAUCUAGAUUUCUCACUGACAAGAUCGCGCUGGAAUUUCUGUCAGUUCCGACGCCUGAGGCCGAUCGGCCGAGUCACGCGUCGAUUAAUCGAGAUAUCGAUGAAAUGCAAACGCUUCAGUUUCAUUCUCUGGAAUAG
Molecule: messenger RNA, 522 nt
Organism: Heterotrigona itama
Lineage: Eukaryota; Metazoa; Arthropoda; Insecta; Hymenoptera; Apidae
Source: the annotation of a GenBank genome assembly